AUGGCUAAGAAGGUUUAUAAACCUAAUCCUUUACUCGACAUUUUGCUACCCAUCCUAUUUACCUCGCUAGCUGCAUUUGUUAUUCGGAACCUCUAUAUCGAGGGUCGGUACUUCUGGACGCUUGUCGCCAUGACGAUCAUCGUUACCGUUCUAGUUUUAAGUGUUGAGUAUUGUUUGCGAAUCUUUGGAAGAUGGCUUUCUCGCACGUGGCUCAGUGAUGAACACCAUGGAGAUCCUCUUUCUCACAACUUAGCCUUGAAGAAGUUUGUAGAUCAAGGCUGGCAGCUCGUGUAUCAUUCUAUUUUUUCGUUCUGGGAAUACUUGCUCCUCCGGAAAUAUAAUUGGUUUGAAGGCGAACGCCUCUUUUUCUCUGUGUCCGAGGAAGAGAUCACUCCGGACAGCAUCAAAUACCUGUUCAUUUCUCAGAUCGCUCUCUGGUUGUUCCAAGCGUACCGCCACGUGUUCGUCAACCAGCGCAAGAAGGAUUACUACGAGCUGUUCGUCCACCACAUCGCGACCCUCAGUCUGUGCUACGUCGCUUACGAUCGCUACUACCACCUCGGCCUUCUCAUUCUCUUCCUCCAUGAUUUCAGCGACAUCCUCAUCGACACUCUGAAGCUGCUCAAUCUCUGCAAGAUCAGCGGCAGCGAGGACUAUUUCAUCCUGGAGACCGAAUACGUCCUCACCUGCGCGGUCUGGUCCUACGAGCGCCUCUACCUGCUGCCCUAUUUGUUCCUCCAGAAGGGCCUCGCGGUGUGCUGGAAGCUCUACAGCAACGUGCCGCGCAUCGAAAUGCUCAAAGCCGAGUGGAUCUUCUUCGCGCAGAUCGCAUGUCUCAUCGUCCUUUAUAUCCUGCAUUGGUACUGGUUCAUUCUCUUGCUACGCAUCGGACUGAGAGCCUUCGUGACGGAGAGGGAGAAUAUUCGACAGGUCACGAAGGAGGGCUAUGAGGGAGCCUCGGAUACAGAGUCAGAGAAUGAGGAGGAUGAGGAUGAGGAUGAGGAGAAGAAGAAGAAGAAGAAGAAGAAGAGCCAGAGCAGUGGAAAGAAGCAUAAGAAAAGCGAGUAG
This is a messenger RNA of Blastocystis hominis, 1068 nucleotides long. RefSeq lists its product as hypothetical. Gene Ontology annotation, biological process: ceramide biosynthetic process. The transcript has 7 exons. Lineage: Eukaryota; Bigyra; Opalinata; Blastocystidae. Gene Ontology annotation, cellular component: membrane; endoplasmic reticulum. The record is from RefSeq and is a predicted model, not a curated record. Gene Ontology annotation, molecular function: sphingosine N-acyltransferase activity. Bases 1 to 1068 code for a protein of 355 amino acids.